CAAGAGGAAGCAGGUCGCUCAAGCUUGUGCUAGGUGUCGACGACGUAAGAAGAGAUGUUUUCAUAAUAAUGAGGAGAAUAACAACCAUGUUGGACAUCAUGUUCCCGAUACACCCAAAUCCACACCUGAAAAUGCAGACACAAUGACAUACACUUCAACUAAUGGCCUGGGACCUCCGGAGUUCAACCCUUCUCCUGAGAGCAAUAGCUCUCAGAAUCCAGAAGGACAUGCUUCCAGAUUUAUUGGGGAUUUGAGCCCCGAAGCCAUACUCAUGGAAGCGACCAGUCUCUGUUCAACCCGCGAUGUGUCCGUGCGAGGUGGCGUUGGAAUAUGGCAAUCCCGACCACCCGAACUGGCCAAGUCGACACCGACAGCAUCAAUAACAACCGCCACAUUAACACCUGGCCCCUUCGCUCUGACAUCCCCAUCACGGCAAGCCGUCCAAGAUUUGCUCAAAGCAUACGUAUGGAGCCACUGCGUAGCCUGUUGUCCCCCACCGUCGGAUCAUGAGGUCCUUCGUCGUAUUUAUAUUGAAAAGUUGGAUCCUAUCUAUCCUAUCCUUAGCAACCAUUUGGCAACCCCGCCUCAUGAUGAGAUCGGAAGGAAAAUAUUGGAGCAAAUAGUUAGCCUUGCGGCAGCUGCUGACCCAGAAGCUACCCGUCACCUUCGCCUAGGAGUUGAUAGCCCCCUUCUUUCUCGGAAUGAGUUUUGUACGUCGCUGUCAAAUUCCAUCCAAACAAUUGUCGAUGCAGGGCUUAUUUCGGACCGCGUAUUCUUGAUUCGCGUCCUAGGCGCCUUGUCGCUGUAUAUGCAACCUAGUAGCCCUGACGAAGCUGAUAUUCCCGCGUUGCUCAAUAGCCGUGCGGUCCACCAGAUGCACACUCUCGGGCUGCAAAUGGCUUCAGAAGAUGGCCAUACAGACAGCCAAUCCAUUCGCUCCCUAUUUUGUUGCCUUUGGACACUGGACCGUAUUAAUAGCGCCUUUUACGGACGGGCCUGCUUGAUCCAUGAACGGGACGUUGGAUGGAACAUCGACGAAUGCAUUGCAGCACAAGCACCACCGUUCCGCUUGUUUCUUAUGAUUAUCGGUUUACUCGACAAGGUUAUCAAUUUAUACCGCCCGGGUAGUCGACAGGAGAAGGAAAUCAUCACGGAUCUACCGAUCUUCGAGCAGAUGAUUAUUGAUGCGGACGCAGUUCGAGUUUCGAGUUCGUGUUUAGCCUCACUCGAAAUAUUCUACCAUUCAGUGGCGAUACUCUCAAGUCAAUCGCCGUCCGAAAAUCGAUCGACAGCACUACCAGCCCCCUCGACAAAUAGCCGUCGAUCUCUAGCAGCCGAUCGGAUCACAUCUAUCGUCGGACAAGAAUUCCUUGGGCAACUUUCAUACCUCCCUAUAAUUCCGUACGGCGUAUCGUUAUCUCUCAGCGUCUCAUAUCGAAAGAUGCGUCAUAGCAACAUCCCAAUGUUUAGGAGCAGAGGCAAGCAAAGCUUCAGGGAGAAUACUUUGUUAUUAAAGUCAAUGGAUGAUACGUUCUGGACGGCAAAGGCCAUGGUAGCAAUGGCCGAGCAAGUCCUGCAGGAAAUGGACAAGGCUGUCGCGUCGAUAACACAAGAAAAUGGUCUGGGUGAUUUUUCGAAAAAGCCCGAUUCCUCAUCACAGGGAGACCAUGAAUUGAAUUCAUCAGCCGCCAAUGAUGCAAUCAUUGAUUAUAAUAAUACUGGCGGGACUGUUGACGUGUCGGCUCUUGAAGCUGUCCCGGACCUAGAUGUUUUCGGUUAUUUCGACCCAACCUUCAACCUCGGAGCCGUAGACGCUGCACUUGAAGGAAAUCUAGACUUUGGUGCUUCUUCGAAUUGGUUUGAUUGGCAACAACUAUGGGGAUAAAAUUUCCUAUACACCUAGUCAUCAAAAGCAUAUUUCGCUGUCUAUCUAACCAACUGUGUAGCAACAAUGUGAAUGCCAUCCCACGCGGCCCAUUUUAUUUAGCAGCGGCACGCGAUCGCAUUAUUGAGAAAAACGGCGGGAAAUUGAACACCGAGAGCAAGGUUAUGUUAAAUAAGCAUAUGCCAUACACGAUUCGAACCAUAAGACGCCGAUUGUGGUAGAAGCCCCUUGCUUCCAUCGCCUUACAAGGAUUUUCGCCUCACUCGAUACUCCAACGCUGAGCACCACUUAUUGCUACUACUGCUACCCACAGGGUAU
This is a messenger RNA of Hypoxylon trugodes, 2203 nucleotides long. RefSeq lists its product as uncharacterized. NCBI's taxonomy places the organism in Eukaryota, Fungi, Ascomycota, Sordariomycetes, Xylariales, Hypoxylaceae. The coding region runs from base 143 to 1885 and encodes 580 amino acids. The record is from RefSeq and is a predicted model, not a curated record. The transcript has 3 exons.